Messenger RNA from Tachysurus fulvidraco (yellow catfish), 1464 nucleotides. Its product is annotated as cell wall protein RTB1-like. NCBI's taxonomy places the organism in Eukaryota, Metazoa, Chordata, Actinopteri, Siluriformes, Bagridae. The transcript has 4 exons. Bases 119 to 652 code for a protein of 177 amino acids. The record is from RefSeq and is a predicted model, not a curated record.
GAUGUUAGGGUAUAAAAAAGGACAGAAGGGGUCAAACUUAACACAUAACAGAAGCAAUCUGGAACAGAGAAGUUCUGCACAUCUACCUGAAUAAAAGAGCAUCACAUCUAACUGAGCUAUGGCUAGAAGCCUGUACAUCAUUUUAAUUCUGCUAGAAGCAGUUCUACAUGGAACAGGUUCCACUGUUGAUCCUAUAACUACAGUACUUUCUCCAAAACCCGAAAGUUCUACAUUAGAAAGCACAUCGCCCACUGUUGCAGCUACUGUACCUGAAACUAGUGUACCUGAAGCUACUGUACCUGAAAGUACUGUACCUGAAAGUACUGUACCUGAAACUACUGUACCUGAAAGUUCUGUACCUGAAACUACUGUACCUGAAAGUUCUGUACCUGAAACUACUGUACCUGAAAGUUCUGUACCUGAAACUACCCCUGAGUCUACAACACACACAGAUUCCACUUUAGAAUCGACCUCUGUAGACCAAAGUACAGAGACGCCCCAGACCACCCCCCCUGAUGAAGGCUCAAGUGGCAAACAGGAAGGUUUAACUCCAGGAGAAACAGCAGGAGUAGCCAUAGGCACCAUUGCUGGGGUGGCUGUGCUGGGUGGAGGUAUUUAUGCUGGUCUGAAGUUCAGUGGGAAACUGGGCUAAACUCUCUCACUUCUAUGUGUUUGACACCUGGAACAUGCUCAGGCCAGUUGACUAGCUGUUCUUUCCCAGAACAGUGACAGAUUUAUGCAAGUUCUGUUUGAUGAUCUGCAGUUGCCAUGCAGUGAUAGACACCUUUUAAAUGAAAUAUUGAAAUAUAUAACAAUAGACUUUAGAAAUGAAUUAUAUCUGUAACACAGUGUGACAUAAUAUAUAUGUAUAUAUACACACACACACAUAUAAGUGUAUAUACAAUUUCUCAGUUUCAAUGUUCAUUAUCCUUUUCUUUUCUUUUGUUUACUUAUCAUUCUUGUUCUCCUGAUCGAUGUCAAGCUCAAACAACAGUUUACGACAUGCCACUUUACCCAUCGCUCUGUAAACAGGUACCAGCUGUAGGUGCAUCAUUACAGGAACCACAUACUGUAGAUUACACCAGGAAAUAACAGGGGUGUGUGUGUGUGUGUGUGUGUGUGUGUGUGUGUGUGUGUGUGUGUGUGUGUGUGUGUGUGUGUGUGUGUGUGUGUGUGUGUGUGUGUGUGUGAACAAGUGUCUAUACGGUCAUUUGUCAUUCAUAAAAAUGGUGUGAGAGAAGAGUAGACAAAAAAAGCAUCUUUCUAAAUGUGUAAAAGUGUAAAAUCAUCAACUGCUGUUUGUGCUUUGUUGUUCUGCAGAGACUGUGUUUCUGCUUUGUUGUUAAACAGAUCAUUUGCAAAUUCGUUUUGUAUUCUAUUCUGAUGAGUAAAGACUAGAAUAAACUAGAUUAUAUUAAAAUAUAUUUUAUUUCAAAACAUUAAAGUGAUCUAUGAAAUAUCAAA